UGGCAACACAUAGCAUCCAGGCCAUAGAGCUUAUAGAGUAGAGCGGAAAAUAAAAAUAAUGGCGGAUAUGUGCUGAGACGCGAUAGUGUGAUGUGAAUUGUAUUCUAGGAUAAUUAAAAAGUCUACGUGUUAAUUUAACUCCUUAGCUAAUUAGAUUUCGUGAAAUUGAAGAUAAAUCUAGUGACAACAAUAGUGAGAGUUAUGGUUCGCAAUCUGUGAUAUGCGUGUGACGUGUAUUAUACAUUGAUAGAUUUACAUAGCGUGGUGAAAAAUGACGCAGUUUUUACCACCGAAUUUGCUGGCACUGUUUGCUGCCCGCGACCCCAUCCCAUAUCUUCCCCCAGCGGCUAAGCUCCCUCACGAAAAGAAACAAAAAGGAUACGAUGGAGUCGGCGCUUUUCUCAAUGUGUUUGAGCACCCAUCGGAGACGCCGCCUCCCACGCGCGUGGAGACCCGCGAGGAGCGCAUGGAGCGCCGACGCCGUGAGCGCGCCGAGCAGACCGCGUACAAGCUGGAACAGGAGAUCGCCCUGUGGGACCCUGCAGCUAAUGCUAGAGCUACUACAGACCCCUUCAAAACGUUGUUCGUGGCUAGGAUUAACUAUGACACAUCAGAGUCAAAACUACGGAGAGAAUUUGAAGGAUAUGGACCAAUCAAAAAGAUUUACAUGAUAUUUAACAAGGACAACGACAAACCGCGCGGCUACGCCUUCAUAGAGUACGAACACGAGAGAGACAUGCACUCGGCGUACAAGCACGCGGACGGCAAGAAGAUCGACGGCAAGCGAGUGCUGGUUGACGUCGAACGCGCCAGGACUGUUAAAGGGUGGCUGCCCAGGAGACUCGGCGGCGGGUUGGGCGGCACCCGGCGAGGCGGCGCCGACGUCAACAUCAAGCACUCCGGCCGCGAGGACAACGAGCGCGAGAGGGAGCGCUACCGGCUCGAGCAACACCGCGCGCCGGAGCGUCGUCGCCGCACCCGCUCCCGGUCUCGUCGUCGCUCCACGUCCCGCUCUCGGCGCCGAGACCGCGAGCGAGACCGCACCAAGGACAAGGACGACGACAAGGACAAGGAGGAUAGACGUCGUCGUCGUUCGCGGUCUCGUUCCGAUCGUCGUCGGAACCGCGACAGCGGCGCCAACGCCAACGCUGGCGCCGCGCGGGAGGGGAGGGAGGACCGCAAGCGGCCGCGCCGGGACCGGGAGCGGGACCGGGACCGGAAGGAGCCCAAGAUCAAACCGGAGGAGGUCAAGGUCAAGGCCGAGCCCAUGGAUGAUUACCCGGAGUUCAGUAUACCCCCCAUGGACGUUCAGAUCAAGCAGGAACCGAGGGACGAUGACCACAAGUAUCACCCGGAUAACAACGGAGACCACUACGAUUAUUGAUGACAAAACGCGGGAGAACCGUCACUUUCGGUUUAUGAAUCGUGCAUCAGUCUCAAUAAGCUGCUUUGAACAAUUACUGGCAACACUCUUUAAUAGAAAAAUUCAUUUACUGCUAGUAUCAGAAUGUUUUUAUGUGAAACUUAUUAAUUUGUAUUAAAAUAUCAGUGUUUUUUUUUAUUUACAAAAAAAGAAUGAACUUAAUUUAAUUUAAUAUUGUGAUUAGCACAAAUUUUGAAAGUUCAAUAACUUUGUAAAAAUAUCGAAACAAUGUCCCAUUUGUAUAUAAUAUUCAUUUAAUGUUCAAGAUGAACAUC
This is a messenger RNA of Chilo suppressalis (striped riceborer), 1698 nucleotides long. NCBI's taxonomy places the organism in Eukaryota, Metazoa, Arthropoda, Insecta, Lepidoptera, Crambidae. The record is from the annotation of a GenBank genome assembly.